AUGUAAGAAGAGUUGAAUUCAAGCCUUGAUUCUUUGGAAUUGGAAUUAUAUCAUAAACCAAAUAAAAAAAUUAAAUCGAUUCUAACCUAUCUAAGAUAAUAAAAGAUUUAAUUUUGCACAGAUCCCAAAAAGAAAGAAGAUGAUUACUAUUCAAAAAAUGAUAAGGAAAGUGAUUGCAAAGAUUUUGGUCUGUUUAAAAACAAAUUUUAUAAAAACAAAUCCAUUACUCCUAUCAAUUGA
This is a messenger RNA of Paramecium pentaurelia, 240 nucleotides long. The record is from the annotation of a GenBank genome assembly. Lineage: Eukaryota; Ciliophora; Oligohymenophorea; Peniculida; Parameciidae.